Mytilus californianus (California mussel) is the source of this 980-nucleotide messenger RNA. Its product is annotated as tRNA-uridine aminocarboxypropyltransferase 2-like. The transcript is spliced from 6 exons. The record is from RefSeq and is a predicted model, not a curated record. Lineage: Eukaryota; Metazoa; Mollusca; Bivalvia; Mytilida; Mytilidae. Bases 81 to 866 code for a protein of 261 amino acids.
UAUGUUUCACUCCCUAUUCUUAAAAGUACCCUUCUCCCCAACGUAACAGCGAAAAUGAGAUAACAGAUAUAAACUUUGCGAUGGAAGAAGAAAACUUUAUAGAAUCUCUUUUUGAAUUGGCAGACAACUUAGAAAAGCCAAAAAUAAACAAGCGAGAUGUUUGUUCCAGAUGCAGGAGACCAGUUACAGUUUGUUGGUGUCCCUUUUUACCAUCAGAACCUAUACAAAUAACAACAACAGUAUUUAUUUUACAACACCCAUUUGAGGAAUCAAGAAAUUUAAAAACUGCUCCAAUGUUAAAUCAGAGUCUAUCACCAGGAAAGUGUCAUGUUUACAGAUCAAAAAAAUUCCCAGAACACAGAUAUCCAGGACUUUUAGAGCUUAUGAGACAACCCAACACCUUACUACUAUUUCCAGGCCCUGGGGCUGUUGAUAUAUCUGAACUUCCACCCGUAGGAGAUGGAGUGUCAUAUAACUUGGUACUGUUGGAUGGAACCUGGGGACAAGCAAAGCAUAUGUUUCUAUCAAAUCCUAUGUUACAAUUUCCCCAAAAGGUGCAAAUUAAUCCUACUGUAAAAAGUAAAUAUGUGAUACGUACUCAGCCAGAUGAUGGUUCCCUGUCUACCCUAGAAACUGCAGCUUUUGCUUUAUCUGUGUUAGAACAGAUCCCAGACUUAUUUGAUGUAUUAACCAAGCCUUUAGAAGCCUUAUGCCAGUUCCAGCUUAAUCAUGGAGCCUGCACACACCAUAGUAAAACAUAUAAAAUAGAAAAUGGAUUGUGGAAGAAAAAACUGUCAAAGAAAGCUUUAAAAAGACUUGAAGAAAAAAAAAACCAACAAAUUUUAGAUGGAAAUCAGCAAAGUUGACAAACAUUUUAUUUUAGUGUAUGCUUAAUUAGUGUGAUUGUUUUAUUAAAGAUUGUACAUGAACAUAUUUAUUUCUUUCAGAUCUUAGAUAUUAAAAUUUUAAUAACUUUUAAA